Messenger RNA from Maniola jurtina (meadow brown), 1749 nucleotides. RefSeq names its product histone-lysine N-trimethyltransferase SMYD5 (gene Smyd5). The record is from RefSeq and is a predicted model, not a curated record. The transcript has 7 exons. The coding region runs from base 127 to 1281 and encodes 384 amino acids. Gene Ontology annotation, molecular function: protein binding; histone H4K20 methyltransferase activity. NCBI's taxonomy places the organism in Eukaryota, Metazoa, Arthropoda, Insecta, Lepidoptera, Nymphalidae.
GUCGACAAAAUUCCUAUUUUUUUCGUGUAGUCGUCUUUCGUCUUGUUUUAAUUCUAACCUUUGAAAUAAUUAAAUAAUUCCCAUUUACAGUAAGAAGUGUAACUAGGGAAUAGUUAAACCAACAAUAUGGAAGGAUUUGAAAUAAGAAUAUCCAACAGCAAAAAGGGUAAGGGCCUGUUUGCGACGAAGCAGUUCAAUGAAGGUGAUGUUAUUUUGGCGGAGGAUCCCUUAGUUUCGUGUCAGUUUGCGUGGAACGCCACGUAUAGAUAUCUAGCGUGUGAUCAUUGCAUGAGGCCCCUAGAAACCCCUGAACAGAAUGUAAGACGUCUCUCAGCAAAGCCUGAUAUAGUCUUACCACAUUCAAAUUGCUUUGAAACAGACCUUCUGAAUAUUACGAGCUGUAAUCAAUGUGGUAUACUCUAUUGUUCCGAGGAAUGUAAGGAGAUCUCUUAUGCCAAAUACCAUAGAGUAUUGUGUUAUAUACAGAGUGAGACGCAGCAUCCUAUUAAUGUGUUAUUGGAGACAUGGAAACAAAUCCACUACCCACCAGAAACAGCAAAUGUAAUGUUGCUAGUAAGAAUACUGGCAUACAUCCAGCAACAUUCGGACCCUGAGUCGGCCGCUGCUACUAUCAAACAGUUCUGUCAUAGAACUGUGAACGAGGAUGCUGAGUUAGUUCACAAAUUGCUUGGAGACGAGUUUAGAAGUCAGAUUAACACCCUCAGAGAGAUAACUGCCAGCGUUAUAAAUGGGGAGUAUAUACAGGAGUUCUUAACGCCCGAAGGCUUCUGCUCUUUAAUGGCUCUAGUAGGAACAAAUGGGCAGGGCAUUGGCACAAGUCCACUGGCUCUAUGGGUCAAUUCCGUAUCAAACUUGACAAUGUCGGACGAUGAGAAACAACAGUUGGACAUGUUUAUUGACCAGCUGUACCAGUAUGUGGAAGAGGAAUCUGGUCAAUUCCUCAACACAGAAGGUUCUGGACUAUUCCUCUUGCAAAGUGCUUGUAACCACAGCUGUGCACCAAACGCUGAGUCGUCAUUCCCCUACGGCAACCACAGGAUAGAACUGAAAGCCAUCAAAACCAUCCUUCCUGGAGAGGAAAUAUUUAUCAGCUAUCUUGAUGAGUGUGCGUUACAGCGAUCUAGGCAUUCAAGGCAGAAGGAGUUAGCAGAGAACUACCUAUUUAUAUGCUGGUGCGAGCGCUGCGUGGCGCAAGGCUCAGAGCCCGACUGCAGCAGCGAGGAGGACAUGAGCGAAGAAGAGGAGGAUGCGGAUGACUGAUGCUCUAACUUCCUCGCCCUGUGUCUGCUAGGCCUCUGAGACACUGGAGUGAAGUGGAAGUGAAAAGUGAACAGGAAGUGAAUAGAAAGUGAACACAAAGUGAACAGAAAGUAAAGUGAUAGAAAGAGAGAGAGAGGCUUGAUGUAAACUGACACAUGUUAAGCAGGGAAAUAAAGAUUUUGUCACUUAUUGAACUUGAACAUUCUGUUUUAUCAUUGUUAUUAAAUUUAAUACUUUUGUUUUGAUUUUUGCUUAUCUGUAAUAAUGCCCAUAUUAAGCAUUUGCUUAAAAAAUUAUAACCAUUCUUUCGUGGAAUGUUUGCUUCACCCAUUUACCAAGUUCCAGGUAUUUUAUAGGAUAUCAAAAUAUUAUCUAUUGUUGGACAGUUAAAUAAAUUUUAAUUAAGGGAUGUUUUACAAUAAAUGGAUAACAUAUUUAAAGCCUUUUUGCAUACAACAUUUUCAUGUG